CCCACCGGAAGUGGCGCGAGGGCCCAGCAGGCAGCACACGGAACCGGCAACGGCCGAGUGGGGGACGCGCGCGCGCGCGGGGCCAUGGAAGAGAGCGUGAAGCCAGGUCUGCGCAUCCGCGAGGGGGACUGCGUCGUGCUCAAGCGGGACGAGGUCUUCAAGGCGGUGCUCGUGCUGAGGCGGAGGAAAGUUAUUUUCGAAAAGCAGUGGUUCUAUCUGGAUAAUGCCAUUGGACGUGUUUAUGGAACGACAUUUGAGGUAUCUAGUGGUGGGAACCUUCAGCCAAAGGAAAAGAUGGAAGAGACUACCACAGAAACAAAAGAAGCAGGUACCGAUAAUCGUAACAUAGUUGACGAUGGAAAGUCUCAAAAACUGACUCAUGAUGACAUAAAGGCUUUGAAGGACAAGGGUAUUAAAGGACAGGAAAUAGUUCAACAGUUAAUAGAGAACAGUACAACGUUUCGAGGCAAAACAGAAUUUGCCCAAGAUAAGUACAUAAAGAAAAAGAAGAAAAAAUAUGAGGCAGUUAUUACAAUUGUAAAGCCAUCUACUCGCAUUCUUUCAACAAUGUACUAUGCAAGGGAACCUGGGAAAAUCAACCAUUUGCGAUAUGAUACUCUAGCUCAAAUGUUGACUUUGGGAAAUAUCCGAGCUGGCAACAAAAUGAUUGUGAUGGAAACUUGUGCGGGCUUGGUUCUGGGCGCCAUAAUGGAGCGAAUGGGAGGUUAUGGAUCCGUUAUUCAAAUGUAUCCAGGAGGGGGACCUGUUAGAGCAGCCACAAGUUGUUUUGGAUUUCCAGAAUCUUUUUUCAACACUCUUUAUGAAUUCCCUCUCAGCAAAGUGGACAGUCUUGUCUCUGGAACAUUUUCUUCUGAGACUUUGCCUUCAGAGCCCGAAUAUAAUGUUCCAGUAGAAGAAGAAAGCAAUGGGUCACUUGAUGAGAAGCAGACUUUGACACAGGAAACAGAAGAGGAAUCCAGUACUGAAGCAGUUAUGGAGAGCAAUGAAACAGAAGAGCAAGAAACAAUGGACCUUGUUGCUGAAGAUACAGAAUAUAAAGAGACCAAAGAAAAAGGAAAUAAAGAAAAUAUUCGGGAAAAACAAAGAAAACAACAAGAAAGGAGGAGAAAACUGGUGGAAACUGCUGCUUUGUUGGAACAGAAAAAUGCUGAUGGCUUAAUUGUAGCCAGCAGAUUCCAUCCAACUCCUUUGUUACUUUCUUUAUUGGAAUUUGUUGCUCCAUCCAGACCUUUUGUUGUCUAUUGCCAAUAUAAAGAGCCAUUAUUAGAAUGUUACACAAAGCUGAGAGAAAAAGGUGGUGUUAUUAACCUCAAGCUCUCUGAAACCUGGCUACGAAAUUAUCAGGUCUUGCCAGAUCGCAGCCAUCCAAAACUGACGAUGAGUGGAGGUGGGGGAUACCUUCUGUCAGGUAUCACUGUGACCGCGGAGAAGGUCCAAUCCAAUGCCAGCAGUUUAGAAGCACAGAAAAUUGAAGAACCAACAUCUAAAAAGCGCAAACUUCAAGAGCUUCAUUGUUAACAUCUGAAGAAUUGAUGUACUUUUAGUUCUCAGGAGUCUUACAAUUAGUAAUAUAACGAAUGUACUUUCCAUGCUCUUGACAACAAAGAAAAAUAUAUCUGUUACAUACCUGCCAACAGAAGCAGAGUUGCACUGUAGAGAAAAUUUUAUCCAUUGCCUCUGGUAACGACAUGACAGGAAGGAGAGAAAUUUUAGAGGCAACUUUGUGUCAGAACAUCUUUCUUAACAUAAUCAAGCAACAGACAUGUUAACAAUUCAUUAACUUCAGAAACACUUUCUGAUGAUCACAUUGAGAGAAACUAUUGGGUGAGAUUCAUGGAUUAAUGAAACCAUCUUAUUUGGUUGUUGCAGAAAUGAGUGAGACUAUGAAGUCCUCUACAGAGGAAGGGUUUGAAUUAACAUACCUAAUUUAGCUUCUUGUUUUACAGCUACAGCAGAUUAAAAUAUUUUGUACAGUGAUCUGCUUCCCUUCUCAAAUGCAGAACCCUGCCAUUUUAAGUAUUUUUUUUUAACCAGUCAGAAAGAGUGCAGCAAAAUCAUGCACUUUUAUUUGUAAUGGGAAAACAAAAAGAAAGAGAAGGAUCAUUGAAACCAAAUCAUCACGUCUUGGCCUCUUGUUCCUGAAAGGAAGAAAUGCAAAACAUCGGGUGUAUGUCUGUAAAUUAAAAUACCAAAUGUUUAAAAUGUUUCUAUUACUAUUGCAUAUUUUCUUUUUUUGAAAGCUGGAUUUGUAUUAGUUUUUAUUCUUUUUAAUGUGACAAAUUUGAAAAUUUCCUUAUUUAUUUUACUGUUUUGUCUCUACUAGGUGUCUAGAAUUUUUGUUAAUUUGCAAAACACUUCACGUUUGCCAUUUCAAUUAAACUCUCAAAAAUUUUCUUCUAAA
Chelonoidis abingdonii (Abingdon island giant tortoise) is the source of this 2422-nucleotide messenger RNA. RefSeq names its product tRNA methyltransferase 6 non-catalytic subunit (gene TRMT6). Gene Ontology annotation, biological process: tRNA methylation. Lineage: Eukaryota; Metazoa; Chordata; Testudines; Testudinidae. Gene Ontology annotation, cellular component: tRNA (m1A) methyltransferase complex; nucleus. The record is from RefSeq and is a predicted model, not a curated record.